AUGCUUCCAGGGAAGAUCUCAGUCCCAGCUACUCAGGUUAGCAGAGAAGUAGAGAAGAGUAUUUGUUCUUUUUACAGGGUGAGAGCCCGUGUCUACUGUGAAGACUUUCUGUUCCCAAAGGUGUGCAGGACUGCAGCAGACCUAUGGUCAGUUUACUCCAAGCCUGUCCCAGCAAAUGGCAGAGAGCUGUGGACCUUGUUUCUGCAGUGUUCCUGCAUUACAGCAGUGAUAGGAGGCCUCUUUUACAACUGGAUGUUUGCUUCCCUGGAGUACUCCUGGCAUCUCUCCAUUGCAAUGGCCGUCUCCUUCAGUCUGCUCCUUCUCCUCACCCUUUUCUUAGUGCAUCCUGCCCGUUGUGUCUUCAGUAUCAUCAUGCCUACGUUAGGUACCAAACAAGGCCGGAAGCUUCUCUUGUCAACCUGCAUCAUGAUAGCAGUGGUUAACAUAACACCCAACAUCAUAAGCAACAUUAAAACCAUACUGCAGGUUAUUAAGUGUAUCUGCAAAAAUUCCUCUGAGAGUCUUUUGAACUCAACUGCUCUGCUAGAGACAGCUUCCUGGGAGUUUGGGGAUGCAAUCCAAGAAACUGGUCAUGCCAUUAAUAUUCAUAGGCCUAUGAAUGGACACUUUCAGUUUUCAUUGCUUAAGAACAGCUCCUUCAUUUACCAACAAAUGCGUCUCACUGGUGAGAAAAUUGGGAGGGACUUUUUGGCUGUUGAGGUGCUGGUCAAAGACUCUGUACGAGUAGGCAACAAGCUGGUUGCUGGCUUCUCCAUGCUCUAUCUCUGUUUCGAGUCUGCCUGGUAUUUGAAAAAUUAUCUCACCAAUGUCCGCUUUGACAAUUUUUACAUCACUAAGAAGCUAGAGUGUUUAGCUGUGGACAGAAAAGCAGCUUAUCUGCUGGUGGGCUCAUCCAAAAACCUCAUUCGACCAACAGGCUUGAAGUUGUCCCGGGAAGAAGUGAUGCUGUGCCUCGUGCAAGCCAUGCUCCUCACUGUGGCCCUGAUGCUGAUGCUGGUGGUCAUGGCGAUGGACCACUUUGCAUUCCGAGUGGCAGACACUGCGGUGAGAAAGGCGGCUCUGUUCUCCGUGGUGCCUGUUGCUCUCAGCAUCAAAUACAGUGCUAAAAUAGAGAUCCUGUCCUUUCUUUGGAAAUUUUUACCACUUCCUUCCAAAGAAUUACCACAUCAGUACUUUGAAAGAACCUACCAGCAUAAUCUGACCUUCAGCUCUGCCCACUGCAGGAUCAGCCCCCCGACACCUCCCAACCCCUCUCUGCUGCUUGUCACGGGGCUGCUUUUCUGCAUCCUCUACGCCACCAUAUUCCUGGAAACGUAUGCACACCGCCUGUGCAGAAAGAUCGCCGGCUCCUUCUUCAAGAGCUGGGAGGAGAAGCGAGCACUUUACCUCUACAAGAAGCUGUCCAGGAAGCACAAUGAGGAGCUAAAUCGUGUGAGAAACUAA
Messenger RNA from Leptosomus discolor (cuckoo roller), 1464 nucleotides. The record is from RefSeq and is a predicted model, not a curated record. Lineage: Eukaryota; Metazoa; Chordata; Aves; Leptosomiformes; Leptosomidae.